AUGUUUACAACAUUCGCUGUUCCUACAGUACGUCUAACGAUGUCAUCGCGAAGACGAGGGGAAGACAUGAGUCUGUACGACUUUGCCAAGAAAUAUCAAGAAAAUCAGAGUAGUUCUGAAUUAGUAAAGAAACAAAACGCCAGCGAAGAUAAAGUGUUGUCAGCCAGAUUGGAAUAUCUAAACAAUCAAAAGGUUUUGACUAUGAAAACUUUGGAGAAAGAGAUAGACCUCAUUAAGAGACGGAAAAUGUAUGGUUUGGAUCGGAGUGUAUCAUCUCAUCAUUUUGAUCGAGCUUCCUUACCCAAUACUCCCAGGAGAUGGACUAAAGAUAAUUUCUCCCCAGCAAAGUUUGUCAAACGUAAAACUCUACCACACCCGGUAUCAAGAAAACAAAAACAUCGCACAACUGGUAGAAAUGUGAUUAGUGACACCACUGGGAACAUUUAUGAAAGAAACACUCCACCGUCAAGAGAACAGAAAGACAACGAAGAAACGCUAGUUGACAACGGAGACUGUCAUGUUGUCAACGUAACUGAAGCAGUAAACUCGGACAUAGCAACACUGUCAACAGAAAAUAUAGCAUCAGAAAUGAUAUUAGAUUCCAGUGAGAAAUCAGACGAAAACAAGCCUUCAGCAAACCCUACUUUAAUAAGUAAGGGUAUAUUUCUUAGCAAUGCUACUCUUGGGCGAGAUAAUAUUCGAGAUAAAACGAAUCAAGCAUUUCCAUCUUGGUCUCGUUAUUCUCACAAAAGACUAAACUUAUCCAAACCAAAAGAUAUGAGACGCACACCUACACCGUGUCCCGACGAGCCUGAGGGAAAUGAACAGUGUCAACAGUGUAUAAACGGGUCGUCAGUGAAUCUCAAUUUACGCCAAAUUCCGUCAAGAUUUCAUCAUUCUGAUAACAUCAAACUGAAGUUAGACAACACUAAAUUUAACCCACUGCUGGAUUUAGGAGGAGGAUUGAAAGAUUUACGAUUUAAGAAUUUAGAAUCAGUUUUAAUUCCACAUUAA
Messenger RNA from Paramuricea clavata, 1014 nucleotides. NCBI's taxonomy places the organism in Eukaryota, Metazoa, Cnidaria, Anthozoa, Malacalcyonacea, Plexauridae. The record is from the annotation of a GenBank genome assembly.